This is a messenger RNA of Aethina tumida (small hive beetle), 1755 nucleotides long. Its product is annotated as dual specificity protein phosphatase CDC14A. The transcript has 4 exons. Lineage: Eukaryota; Metazoa; Arthropoda; Insecta; Coleoptera; Nitidulidae. The record is from RefSeq and is a predicted model, not a curated record. Gene Ontology annotation, biological process: positive regulation of cytokinesis; cilium assembly; protein dephosphorylation. Gene Ontology annotation, molecular function: protein serine/threonine phosphatase activity; protein tyrosine/serine/threonine phosphatase activity. Gene Ontology annotation, cellular component: spindle pole; centrosome; mitotic spindle. The coding region runs from base 328 to 1725 and encodes 465 amino acids.
UAUAUUUAGUUUAAACAUAAUAUUUUGUGUCAAGAAUAUUCCAUUGCCUUUUCUACAUACUUGCAAAUGGUUAAGCUUUAAGAAUUAUCAACAAUACCGGAGACUUAAGAAAAUUAAGGAUCUGAAGAAGCCUUAAUAUCGGAAAUACCAUCCUGAAUUAUUUCUGUUUGUCAGUUUUGAUGGAUCAACAUUAGGUAAAAUGCUCCAAAUUGCUGUAAAGGCGAUAUUAUUUAUAUUUGCAUUUUUGAUUAAUUAUCUCAUUCAUUUAACAAUUUAUGCAGCUUCCUGUAGAGAUCCCCAAAGAUCUUGCUGCUUGUUUCCCUGAACAUGGAACAUCAUAGCGGGGGCCUCCACGUUGAAACUUUAGUGGAAAUUAUCAGUGGCCGAUUAUACUUCGCUGUAGUUAAAGGGUCAGCAGCAUACAAAAUGAAAAGCACGAACGAUACAUUUUAUUUCAAUAUAGACAAUGAAUUGUUUUAUAAUAAUUACUAUUUAGAUUUUGGACCGUUAAAUAUAUCAUGUUUAUAUAAGUACUGUUUGAAGUUAAACAAGUACCUUAGCUUAGUCAAGGGGUUAAGACGUGUCGUCCAUUACACCACGAACAAUGACAAGAAAAAAGCCAAUGCUGCUUUUCUUAUGGGAUCGUAUGCUGUCAUUUAUCUUCAAAUGUAUCCAGAAAUUGUGGCAAAAAUGUUACAACCAGCUGGGCCCUUUAAGGGUUUUGUAGAUGCGUCACCAUCCCCCAGUCCAUAUAAACUCAGUAUAAUCAACUGUUUAAGAGCUAUAUAUAAGGCUUUAGCAUUUAAGUUUUUCGAUUUUAAAGAUUUCAACGACAUAGAAUACGACAGGAUGAAUUCCAUUCAGUACGGUGACCUGAACUGGUUGGUGCCCAAAAAAUUUAUAGCUUUUAUUGGACCUAAUCAAAAAGAGAUACUUAAUUUACACAAGCCGGAUUUUUAUAUAAAAUAUUUUUUAAAGAACGACGUAAAAACAGUAAUUAGACUAAACAAAAAGUCAUAUGAUGCUGCUGUAUUCAGGGAAGCUGGAAUUAACCAUUACGACUUGAUAUUUGCCGAUGGCAGUGUUCCUCCGACAGAUAUUUUGUUGAAAUUUUUGGAAAUUGCGGAAGAAGCACCGUCGGUCAUCGCUGUCCAUUGCAAGGCGGGUCUUGGUCGGACAGGAUCUUUAAUUGGAGCGUAUUUAUUAAAACAUUAUAGGAUGACUGCAAAGGAAGCCAUAGCAUGGAUGAGAAUUUGUAGGCCUGGAUCAGUAAUUGGACAUCAACAAUAUUGGCUUGAAUACUUGGAGAAGCCAAUGUGGGAUUUUGGAGCACAGUACAGAAUACCUUGUCAUAAAUAUGGCAUAUACAGUAGAAAGUGGCCAGUGGUUCGAGAGAAAAUGAUACAAGAGGCUCGAAGGAAACAAAGCAAAUCUUUGUGCGAUGAACCAAUGUUGAAAAGAACGGAGAGAAGGUUAAAAAGUGCAAGUCCAACAAACAAACCUUAUUUGAAAGUUUCCACAUUAACAAAAGGGAGGGAUUCAAAGUACAAUUUGGAAAAACCACUAUGUUCGACUAAAAGCGCUAUUUUCGAAAGAAAAUUAAGUGCUAAAAAGAAUACACAAGGUGAUAAACUAAAUAAUAUAAAAACCAAAAGACAUAAUUCUAUGGAAGAAAAGACACUCAAACAAAAAAUAAGUAUCCUGUAUCAGAAACAUAAUUGGUGAAUUUACAAGUAAAAUAUUUAAAGAAAAACA